AUGAAUUCCGCAGCAAAGAAACGUCUUCAUGGCUCUUCAUCCGGAAAAGAUCUUCAAGAUGAAGACGACGACGACGAUGAGCUUGCUUCACAUCCUAACGAGAUCAGGAUUCGCCGAGAUCCGGACAUUCAAUUCGCACUCAAACGUGCAAAUGCCGACCAUAAACUGCAAUCUACUAUGGCCCAUAUCAUCGAAAAAUACAGUCGCAAUUUUGAGGGUAUUGGUGACGAAAUCGACAUGGAGACUGGAGAGAUCGUGGUCAACAACGGUCAUUUACGGAGCAUGCGUGAUGAGGGCGAUGUCGAAGGUCUCUGGGUGGAGGGUGACAGCAAUAUCGACGAAGAUGAAGGAAUCUUGCUUGGGGACCUGACAGAUGAAUACCCAGAAGAUGAAGAGCAAGUCAACCAAGCACGAGAUUCUCAGAACGACAAUGAGAAGAGCCAAACGUCACCCACAAAGGAGCAAGACACACAUACAUGUAUGAAAGAUCAAGGCAUGAAUGCCGACGAAACAACAGCAUAUGAUCCAAGAACGGCGAACAACUCAGAUACUUCACCACAGAAUGAAAGUUCAGAAUUACCCUUUGACUCUAAGCCUCACAACGAUCCUCGAUUCGGUCCUCCGCCUUUCACACCUAGUGCCUCACUGGGUUAUGGCCAAACUCCUCCUGGAUUUGGACCUUGGGGAAUGAUGUCUGGAUUUCCUAUGCAAGCUUGGGGACGUGACGACAUUCCUCCUUACUUCAAUAUGCCAUAUAGCAUGCCAGGGCCAUGGUUCACAGGAGGCAGGUACGACUUUCCUACCAAUAAUGGGCAGACAUCUAUCUGGGGUCGAAGUUGGGCCAAGAGGACCAAACGUGCAGGCUCUAUGAAAGGGUCAUCAAAACUUCCGACCAAUAAAGAUACCGACGCCGCCAUUGCGGGCAAGGGAACGGAUGUUACACACAGCAACUCCAAGCCUGAGGAGCAGGAAUCUCACAGCCAAGGAUUUCCAUCAUCUGACCGAACCAUCAAUGCUACCGAUGAGGAUGAUGAUUUGAUGCUUUCUGGAAUUACUGAUCCAGUACCUGCUCUAAACCCGAAUCCUACUCCUCCAGGAGAGGAAAAUUUGACCAGGAAAGAUAAUGCACAAGCGGACGCAGAAAGUGUUCUUGGAGAGACAGGUGAAAAUUCCGCCGAAGCGUCACACCAACACAACGAAACAGACGAUACUGGCCGAAGACGUUCUGGCCGGGCUAGGAAACAGACCGAGUAUAUGGGCAAAAUCUCUUGGAACGAUGCAAAAGAAUGGAGAAAGUCAUGCCAGACUUUGAGCGUGGAGCUAUACCGGGCAAAUCCAUUAAUCCGAGAAGAAUAUCAGAGUGUCGACCAGAGCAUCGAUAACACCGAGGAAGAACGAGAUUCACCCUUGGAAAAGGAACAAAUCAAUGAGUCAACGACAAAAGAGCGGCAAACAGAUGUGGCCUCUCAGAAGCAGGUUAUACCCGACUCUCAGGAUACGGCAACUCCUUUCAACAGUAGUGCUCCCGAAGCAUCGCAAUCAAGGGAGCCCUACGCUAAGCCAGAUGGUUCUAGGCAUUUGCCAACAAUGGAGCUUUCAGACGAUGAGGCACCGUUAGUCCUCUCCAGAAUCAAAGCUCCUAGGCGCCAUGCUGGAAAUUCGAGCGUAAUCACUCAUCUGCCCGACAAGCCACCAACCCAAGAUCAGACUUUGGGGAUUGGGCCUGUUCUUUCUCGUGUAAACAGCCCGGUGAGGACCACGAAGGGGGUUACUCCUAGAAUUGAGACCAGACCGGUGGAUGUGUUCGAUCAGGCUACACAACCUCUUAAACGCAAGCGAGGGAGACCAAGAGGAUCAACUAUCAAAGACCGACCUGUGUCCUCUGCUAUUGGAGCGGAGCCGGCACCUCUUUUCAACGCUAAAACUGCGUCUUCUGUUACUACUAAUGGGUUGGUAGCUGAGAGCUAUCCCAACCCGCAAAAGCGAAGGAUCGGAAGGCCAAGGAAGUCGGAAGUUGCGAGUCUGGAAGCAGAAGCUGAGACUCAACAUCCCUCAGAGAAAGCGGCACCUAGCGAGGGUGCGAUACCCUACAGCGAGGCUGCUCAGCACAAGUCUGUACACAAAAAGCCAGAUAACGAAGCAACGCAAGCAUCUCCUCACCUGUCACACGAACUCAAAUCGUUCCUGAAAACGAAACCCAACAGACCUGCUUCGGACAAGUAUAUCCGGCCCCGAAAGUCGAGGGAGAAACUUCAACAAGGUGAAGAUGAUAGUGGGUUGUCAACAGAAGAAGUCAUUGAGAGGCCGAAAGAAGUCGCUCAGAAGCAACGAGUUAUUUCAGAGGGGCAUUCGCCAAGUCAGAAGCAACAGGAAUUGUUGCCAGAAGAUGAUACUGUUAUGGAGGAGGCUCCUGAAGAUGGCGAACCCCCAGAGGUUCAAGACGACCAACCUGACACUACCACGCCUACUUCCCCUACCCAUAACAGAGGAAUGCACGAUAAUGGGGAUUCAUAUAACGACCAACAACCUCUCAGCGGAAAUCCCAUUUCUGACCAAGAAGCUUUUGAGGAUGGACUGACUCCCGAUGAAGAAGAGUCUCUUCCUACAUUGCCCAAUGAAACCACUGUCCAGGAAGCAUCCACACCACGGAAACCAAAAGACACCCUCGCUCCUCUCCUAGAACCGCCUUCUAGUUCCCAAAGGCCUCGCACUCCUCGCCAUACUUCUAUACUCACCACUCGCGCACCAUCGUCACGUCGCUCUCUUCUCUCCUUUGUAUCAGACUCGGAAUCAGACACUGAUGGCUCUAGGGAUGAGUUGACUCGCAGAGUCAAGUCCGCGUCAAAAACAGCCAGUAUCCGUCCUUCAACAAAAAGAGUCUGGCACUCUACUGCUCUAACUAGAGAAAUCCACAAGACACCCAGCAAGAGGCGACUGCAUGGUAUGUCCAGUCCUAUAGGCGCUGUUAAAACGCCAGGUGGCACGGUACGAACGUGUGGGGUAGACGGUUUUCAAUGUGGGCGAGAUUAUUGCUUCACUUGCAUAUAA
Molecule: messenger RNA, 3048 nt
Organism: Fusarium sp. VM40
Lineage: Eukaryota; Fungi; Ascomycota; Sordariomycetes; Hypocreales; Nectriaceae
Source: the annotation of a GenBank genome assembly